AUGGCGCCGAAGCUGGACACCAAUGAUCCGCAAGUGGCGCGGCUCAUCGAACUGUUUGCUACUAUAUCGUUGACGGGCCAGCGUGCGGCUGAUACCAUCAAGAACCCCAAAUAUGCACGCGCUCUUGAGCACACCAUUACGGCCUUGCAGCUCGAUAGGCAAGGGCUGGAUGCCAAAACAGGAUCAGCUGUGGUAGUGGCUGCAUCAAGUGGCGCUGAGCUGCCGGAGGCCAAACUUGACUACAUCGUCCAGCGCGUCUUGAAAAAGGAUCUUGUGUCGACAGACCAGAUUCAAACUGCGUGCAAAUACGCAGCGUCUGUCGACGCGAUCGAUGACGCCACAUUCGACUCGCAAUGUGGCGUUGGUGUUGUAAUCACACCUGAUAUGUGCCACAAUGUGGUGCGAAACUACAUGCAAUCGCACCACGCGGAUAUAGCGGAGGCGGCCGGCUGGCCGAAGAUGUCGUCGAUCAUGGCGGCCGUGCGUGCAGAGCCCACGUUGCGCUGGGCGAAUGCAGCUGAUAUCAAGAAUGCCGUGGAACAGGAACUCACAGCGCAGUUUGGCCCGCGCUCGGCUGCGGCUGCGUCGAAAAAGAAGGGCGGUGGUGCCGCGUCCGCAGCGACGAAAUCGACCAAUGCGACGCCGUCGUCCACGUCGAAGGGCGAGAGAAAGUCCAAAAAGGAAGAGACAGUGCGUCCUGAUGCCAUGUUUGAGGAGGGCUUUCUCGCAUCGCUGCACAAGCCAGGCGAAAAUCCACAAAAGCUUCCACGUCUGCGUGACGAGCACUUGAAGGCGACCAACGGCUCAGUGAUGACGCGAUUCCCGCCCGAGCCCAAUGGAUACCUGCAUAUUGGGCAUUCAAAAGCCAUUGCGGUCAACUUUGGUUUUGCUCGCUUCCACAAGGGUCUGUGCUACUUGCGGUUCGACGACACGAAUCCCGCUGCAGAGGAGGAAAAGUACUUUGUGAGUAUCCUUGAGACCGUCCGCUGGCUUGGCUUUGAGCCAUUCAAAGUGACAUAUUCAUCAGACUACUUUGACCGACUAUAUGAACUGGCUGUCGAUCUGAUUCGCCGCGGGCUUGCGUAUGUGGACCACUCAACGCCGGAGGAGAUCCGUGAAGGACGUGGCGGGCCUGACAAGGGAGAGCGGAAAGAGAGUCGCUGGCGUCAUCGUCCCAUCGAAGAGUCGCUCCAGGCGUUCGACGACAUGAAGAACGGCAAGUACAAGCCUGGCGAAGCCACGUUGCGCAUGAAGCAGGACAUUCUUGGCAGUGGAAACCCGCAGAUGUGGGACCUAAUUGCAUACCGUGUGUUGGAUGCACCCCACCACCGCACAGGCUCAAAGUGGUGCAUGUAUCCUACGUACGACUUUACUCACUGUCUUGUCGACAGUUUCGAGAAUAUAUCACACUCGCUCUGUACGACAGAGUUUAUCCUGUCGCGCGAGUCGUACGAGUGGCUGUGUGACGCGCUUGAGGUAUACAAGCCACGCCAGUACGAAUAUGGUCGUUUAUCGAUGGAGGGCACCGUCAUGUCGAAGCGCAAGAUGCUGAAGCUUGUGAAUGAGGGCUUCGUCGAUGGUUGGGACGAUCCACGUAUGUACACGCUGAUUGGUCUGCGCCGACGUGGUGUACCGCCUGGGGCCAUUCUGUCGUUUGUGAGUCAGCUGGGCGUUACGACGAACAACUCGACGAUCCAGAUCAACCGCUUCGACCAGACGGUGCGGCAGUACCUGGAAAUGAAUACACCUCGUCUCAUGAUGGUGAUUGAGCCACUCAAGGUCGUGAUUGAGAACUUGCCAGACGAUUUUGUUCUUCAUGUCACAAAGCCACUGCAUCCCAAGGUGCCCGACAUGGGCCAAGUGUCUGCGCCGUUCACGAAAACCGUGUACAUUGACGCAUCUGAUUUUCGCAUGCAGGAUGCGCCUGAUUACUUCCGCCUUGCACCGGGCAAGAGUGUGGGUCUGUACCAAGUGCCGCAUCCGAUCACAUGCACGUCGGUCCGCACGAAUGAGGCUGGCCAUGUCGUCGAGCUUGUGUGUCGCUACGAGCAGGGCCCAACGCCUGUCGUGCCGAAAACGUACAUCCACUGGGUCGCAGAGCACGCACCAUCAAAGAGCCCCGUACAUGUACGGGAAGCGCGGCUGUUCAACUCGCUCUUCACCUGUGAAAACCCCGCGGCGCACGACAACUUUGUCGACUUUAUCAAUCCACGCAGCCGCGAAAUCUUGCAUGGCGCCAUGAUCGAGGUAGGCUUCUACCAAGUUGCGCGUAUGUCUCUCGAAACGGCUAAGCGCGAGGCCGAAGAACGUGUCAAGCAAGCUGUGAAGCAGACCGAAGAGGCCCUCGGCAAGGACCGCGCACACGAAGCAAGGGAUACCAAUGCGAUCCAGUCGACCGAGUCGCACACCUAUGGCAAAGAAUGCAUCCGAUUCCAAGCUAUGCGUGUGGGCUACUUUGCUGUCGACAGCGACAGCUCCAUGUCCCUGUUUGGCGAUCGCGAAGACGAGUCCCCAGACGAUCUUGUGCUGAACCGUAUCGUCUCGCUCAAGGAAGACGUAGGCAAGUCAAAGUCAUAG
Molecule: messenger RNA, 2577 nt
Organism: Malassezia globosa CBS 7966
Lineage: Eukaryota; Fungi; Basidiomycota; Malasseziomycetes; Malasseziales; Malasseziaceae
Exons: 1
Coding region: 1-2577 (858 amino acids)
Biological process (GO): glutaminyl-tRNA aminoacylation; translation
Cellular component (GO): cytosol; cytoplasm
Molecular function (GO): ATP binding; glutamine-tRNA ligase activity
Source: RefSeq, a predicted model, not a curated record